Messenger RNA from Purpureocillium takamizusanense, 909 nucleotides. RefSeq lists its product as uncharacterized. The record is from RefSeq and is a predicted model, not a curated record. The transcript is spliced from 2 exons. Bases 1 to 909 code for a protein of 302 amino acids. Lineage: Eukaryota; Fungi; Ascomycota; Sordariomycetes; Hypocreales; Ophiocordycipitaceae.
AUGCAGCGUUCCGAAUCGCCGUCCUUUGGGAUGGACGACCUCCGCGGCAUCAGCGGCGCCUGCUCCCAGCCCUCACGUGGGACAAAGCCGCGACGGGCAAGCAGCAUCAGCCUAGAUCCCCACGUCCUUGGCGCUGUGCAGCCACGUCACGUCGCCUCCGUCUCAUCUAUGCCCCCCAAACGCCAGAGCAGCAGCGGCCCGGCAAAGUCGCCGUUGCUGCUCAUGAGGCCCCAGGAGCUGCACUUUGUCGAUGGCAAGAGCCCGUCGAGUCCCGGCGAGGGGUGCCCCUUGCUGCCCACGGAACCGAGCCCGGAACCGCCAUCUCUCUCUCCCCUGCAAGGAUGGAUGGUGAACAAGAGCGGCCGGGAGCUCAGGAUGCUUGGACUCCCCGAUCCACCAGGCAUGGGCGGCAGGGCCUGCAGCAGCGACGGGCCGCAGUCAGUCGGCGCCGCGUCGGAGCAAGGGGGCGCCUCGUCCGGAGACUCGAGCUGGGACGUGGUGGAGUACGACGCGGACACUGCGCGGCAGCUCGCCUCCCGCCCACAACAGCAGCAGCCCGGGCACGCCGCCGCGUCCAGCCAAGAGUCAGCACCCGCGCGAGAGAACAGGUCUGAGGCGCCGUCGCCAGAGACGCAGAGCCCGGAGGCAGGGCAUCCGAGCCCGGUGUCGUCUAUUGAGCUCGGCGACGAGGCCGUCCCCGAGCAUACGGCAAGGCGGCUCGCUCGUCUGGACGAAGAGCUGCAGCCCAUCGGCGGCCUUGGAGACAGCACGCUCAGCUUGGUUCGCUACCACAGGCACGCAUGCCCUGUGCCUGGCGUGGCACGACUACAAGUCGGCGGCAGGGCCCAUGACCGUCGAGGGCGCAGCCGUGUCAAGAAACAAACCAGGCUACGCAGGCGCCACAAGUAA